CGCCAACAUGGCGGCGGCGGUAGAUUAGGACCGCGGGUCGGAGCCGCCGCCGCCACCGCCACCGCCGCUGUGGGAUCCUGUGCGGAGCCGCCGCCGCCGCCGCGUUUUCACCUCUUCGGGGACACGGGCCUGGACCAGGUUUUACACAUCUGUAAGUAGACCUUUCUGGAGCGCUGCCAGCCGACCCCAUGGCGUCCUCUACUACUGUGCCUCUAGGAUUUCACUAUGAAACAAAGUAUGUUGUCCUCAGCUACUUGGGACUCCUCUCUCUGGAGAAGCUGCAGGAGCAACAUCUUUCCUCACCCCAAGGGGUUCAACAGGAUAUAGCUUCACAAUCUCUGGAUCAAGAAGUUUUAUUAAAAGUUAAAACUGAAAUUGAAGAAGAGCUAAAAUCCCUGGACAAAGAAAUUUGUGAAGCCUUCGCCAGCACAGGCUUCGACCGCCACACUUCGCCUGUGUUCAGCCCCGCAAACCCCGACAGCUCCGUAGAGGACUGCUUGGCUCACCUCGGGGAGAAGGCGUCGCAGGAGCUGAGGGCGCCUCUGCUCGGGGCCUUGCAGACGCUCCUCAGCCGGCCAUUGACAUAUCAGGCAUAUCGGGAAUGUACAGUGGAGACCACAGUUCAUGCCAGCGGCUGGAAUAAGGUUUUGGUGCCUCUGAUUUUGCUACGGCAAAUGCUUUUGGAGUUGACAAGACGUGGUCAAGAACCUUUGAGUGCAUUGCUGCAGUUUGGUGUGACUUUCCUGGAGGACCAUGCUGCCGAGUACAUCAUUCAGCAAGGUGGCUGGGGCGCUGUCUUUGCCCUGGAGCCAGAGGACGAGGAGCGCCCCGCGGGCGCCGCGGAGGACAGCAACGACAUCUACAUCCUGCCCAGUGGCGGCUCCACGCUCGCCAGCCCCCCGGAGUCUCCGACGACCGCGACGGCGUCCUGGCAGGCCGAGGGCUUCCCCGUGUCGCUGUCCAGCAGCCAGAGCUGGCGCACCGAGAGCCCACCGGUGUCCCUGGGUCCCGAGUCGUGGCAGCAGGUCACAGUGGACCCCGAAGAAGUCAAGAGCUUGGACAGCAACGGGGCUGGAGAGAAGAGUGAGAACAACUCCUCCAACUCUGACAUCGUGCACGUGGAGAAAGAGGAGAUUCCCGAGGGCGCGGAGGCGGCGGCUGUGGCGGCCUCUGCCCUGAUGGCGGCCGGGGAGCCUGGCCCCGAGGGGUCGGCCGGCCAGCCAGCCAGUCCCACGACAUCUCUGUUCGUGGAACUCGCUGAAGAAGGGGCGGGAGCGGCCAGGUCCGGAGCUGCCGAACUGGAGCAGGAGGGGGUCCCGCCGCUAGAGCCCCCGGUGGAGCCCCCAGCAGCCCCGCCGGGCGGAGGGCAGGCGGUCCGCGGGUGGGGGGGGCUGGGCGCAGGGCCCUCCCCGGGCGGCCCCGAGGAGGCUGGCCCGCCGUCUGAGGGCAAGUCCCUCCUGCUCCUCGGGGGGGCAGCCGCCGCUGUUGCCAUCCUGGCGGUGGCAGUUGGGGUGGCACUGGCUCUGAGAAGGAAGUAGAUUUUUCGGAGAGAGAACACAAAAAGGUGUAAGGUUUUAGUUGUGUCGACUGGACUGGAGCGGCCAGAAGCUAGCUGGACAUCCCUUGGACACUCCGGGGUCAGGAGGACUUGGGUCCGCAGGGCAGGGGGCCGACCCACGUGUUAGGGCUUGAGCUGGAGGCUGCGCACAGUGGUCUGAUUGGAGGUCCCAGGCCUGGGCGCCUGCUAGGUUCAGGGUCUUGUGUGUAAAGUGCCCCCCGCCUGGCGUCCACAGCCCCUGGGUAGCUCCCGGGCCUGGGGCCUGUGCCCUGUAGGGUGCGCAGCCUCUGCCCACCAGCCCUGUAGCGCCUUCCCCAGUGGUGGCAGCCCCACCCCACGUGUCUCCCCGUGUUGCCAAACGUCCCCCGGGGAUAACGUCAUCCCGUGAGAGCCACAGUCUCAGAGCGAGAGGGUCCCCGUGGGGGGGCCUGGGGGGCCGACCCCAGGCAGGAGGGCGUGGCUGUGGGCCCCUCGGCUGCUGGCGCGCUCCCGCCUGGGGUCUCAGCUCCUCUGUUCUUCCCGCCCUCAGUCCCGCAGCCCAGGUGCUCUGCUGGGUCUCAGCCGCCUCUCAGGUACUGCCCUGCCCGCCUCGCCCCAGGGUGCCCCGAGGCCCCGUGCAGAGGGCUCGCCCGAUGCUUCCCGCAGUUCCCCUUGUAAAGAUGCUGCCUUUAGUCUUUAAACGUACGAGACGGAAGAGACCUGGGGCCCCUGUCCGUGACUGCGGGGCAAGUUUGUCUCCGCGUCGGAAGCUGGAGGGUGGCUUAGCUGGCCUAUCGAGGUUGCUCGCAGCCCUUUUGUCUGUGGGCACCCUUGAGCCGACGGGGACUCGCCAGCCGGCAGCGUCUCUCUUGCUGGGCAUCGCUGUCCGUGACCUGGACUAGCGGGAUUCCCAGGUUCUGGCCUCAGCCUCCUUCCCAGUCAGGCCGCUCCUCGGCAGUCUCUUGCCAGAUGAUAAGGGUUUCCACAUGUGGGCUUACAGACUGGGGAAUCAUAACUCUCAUUCAGUACACAAAGUCUCCUAAAUAUCAUUGAAGUAAAAAGCAGGAAAGAGAGGCUGCCCUUGAGGGUCUAGCUUGGCUUUCAGAGUUCCAUAACGGAGGCUCACACUGAGCUCGUCACGGCCCAAAUGCCAGAGUGACAAACCGUAAUGAUCACGGUCAGCACGUGCCCGUGGAGACUCAGCGUAGCCUCAUCCGCUGACAGCAUCCCUCACGGGUGGACCGCGUCUCAUCAUGCCUGAGGUCAGUGUCACGGAUGGGGACACACGUGCUUGAGACAGGUCAUCUCAGAUUUAUCCUAGUAAAUGUAACAGGUUACUUUUUAAAUCCUGAAAUUUGUAAUAAAAUUACUUUACCUAUCCUGAUCACCAAAA
Messenger RNA from Lagenorhynchus albirostris (white-beaked dolphin), 2930 nucleotides. It is a transcript of the gene BCL2L13, whose product is annotated as BCL2 like 13. Gene Ontology annotation, biological process: regulation of apoptotic process; apoptotic process. Lineage: Eukaryota; Metazoa; Chordata; Mammalia; Artiodactyla; Delphinidae. The transcript is spliced from 7 exons. Gene Ontology annotation, cellular component: mitochondrion. The coding region runs from base 189 to 1538 and encodes 449 amino acids. The record is from RefSeq and is a predicted model, not a curated record.